AUGUCCGAUCCCCCGCAGGACCUGCUAGAUGGCAUUUCCGGUGCACUGGCCAAGGAGGGCGAUGUCCUGCAGAUGAUUCUGGUGACGUUUAUCGGACUGUCCUGCUACAAUGUCGCGGAGCUGGUGGUGCUGGUACUGUCGACAUUCCGACGAUGGCACGGUCUGUACUUCUGGUCGCUGCUAGCAUCGGGCUGUAUCGGGGUGGUGCCGUACUCGAUCGGGUUCCUGAUGAAAUUCUUCACGGGGACCGACUCGGUGUUGUCAGUGACCGUACUAACCGUCGGCUGGUGGACUAUGGUAACUGGUCAGUCAAUUGUGCUGUACUCGCGGCUACACCUGGUGCUCCGGGAUGAGCGCGCGCUGCGGCGAGUGUUCUGCCUCAUCGUGGCCAAUGUCUUCCUGCUGCACAUCCCAACGACGAUCCUAACAUAUGGUGCCAACAUCGUGCACGGCGGCGAGGCCGCCUGGAUCGAUGGGUACAACAUCAUGGAGAAGAUCCAGCUGACCGGGUUCACGAUCCAAGAGAGCCUGCUUUCGACGCUGUAUGUGAUCGAAACGGCCAAGCUGCUGCGUCUAGGCGCCGACGUUGCCUCCCGCCCCGACGCGCGCACGAUUCUAUACCAGCUCCUCGGCAUCAACUGUACCAUCAUCGCCAUGGACCUGCUGCUGCUGGGACUCGAGUACGCCAACCUCUACGCGGUGCAGAUUACACUCAAGGGCUUUAUUUACUCGCUCAAGCUCAAGCUCGAGUUUGCUGUGCUCGGCCGUCUGGUUGAUAUCAUCCAGGGCUCGCGGCACCCCGUCUCUGUGGCCAUUGCUGACACAGUGCCGCUGUGCCCGGUCCAGCGCGAGUCUGACCCGCCUGAUGUGUCCAUCGGAAGUACAGCUGAUGCUCCGUGCGAGCCCAAGGAGUUUCUGGCUUCGUCGACCGAAGCUCGCGUGGUUGAGAGAAGAGUUGUGGAUCCAGGGCCAGGGCCUUGA
This is a messenger RNA of Penicillium alfredii, 981 nucleotides long. RefSeq lists its product as uncharacterized. Lineage: Eukaryota; Fungi; Ascomycota; Eurotiomycetes; Eurotiales; Aspergillaceae. The record is from RefSeq and is a predicted model, not a curated record. Bases 1 to 981 code for a protein of 326 amino acids. The transcript has a single exon.